UCUGACGUGUUGAAAUUCAAGUCGUCAGUCGUAUUAAUACGUGCUAUUAGAUUAUUUUAUCUACAGCUCAGUAACGUGGCUCACUGUGGCGCCGUUAAUUUUCCUUACAUUAUCGAGGGAGUUGUGUUUCAUCCUGCCAAACAAGCCACACCGACCGUUAGAUGCGGCGAUAUGAGGAACAGUACCAGCACCGUUUGGUGCACAAUAUGCUGUGGCAAGAAGAGUCUCAUCUGAUGAUAUCACCUCCGUCUAAGAGGUGUGAAGACAAUACCAACCAUCAGAAUCCGCCCAGCUUUUGUCCAUCUCUGACUGCACAAAUGUGCUGAGAAGAAGACACCUCUCUCCUGAGGAUAGAAUGUGGACCACGAUAGAAGUCUUCUCUCUUGAUAGCAUAAGCGACCGUGAUGCUUUUCACACACCCACGGAUUUCUUUUAAAGCACAUGGCAAACUGUGUUUGGGUGAGCAUUAAAGUGGAUUUCCGUUUCUAACAACAAUUACCAUGGAAGGCCUGGAGCAGCUGGACAUGUUAGGCGAUAUAAGUCCAGCCGUAGAAGCCACUGAGGACUUCGUGCACCAAGUGAGUGCAAUACAAAGCCAAGGUUCAAGCCAUACUGCGAAAGCAAACCUCCAAUUGUUCCAUCAAUCCAAGACGCUCCAGGAUGUGUCCAAUGAUGCCAUGGGAAAGCUGAGUUCCAGUGGUGCCUGGAAUCUUCUUGCUAGUGAGCAACCAGUCACAGGGCCUUUUGGUUUAGCCUGGGCUGACAAUUUAAGUGUGUUAGGUCUGGUGGGCUUGGGCCAAGGCAAGAGGACUCGAGCCCACUCCACUGAUGACCUAGCGGUUCGCACCAAGGAGUGUGUUGGUAACUCUGCUGCGUCCUCCACCUCUCAGUUUAAGAAGGGACAUAACAGAUCCAGAUCAGAUGUCAACUAUGGACAUUCGUUCCACAUUAACAAUGACUGCACCAUGAAGAACUUGAUCCUCAAUCACCAGCAAGCAGCUGAAAAAAGCAGCAGUUGUAGUGUUGUGAAACGGGGUGAGAUGGAACAUCGUGAGGGCGCUCAAGCACACUGGAUUCCAUGCCAUGUGGAGUUGACGGUCUGUGACCUUCGCGUGUACACUUUGGACAGCAGCGCCAACCUCCAACUGGCAUCCUCCUAUUCCCUGUCCCACUGCCUGAGUGUUGUCUCCCCAGCUGACUGUAACCAGGUGGGCCAGACCACCCAGUCUGCAGACCUACGAACCCUCCAGGCCUUGUUCUUCAGCAGCACUUGUCUGCAGCUGAGAACAACCUCUACAUGGGAAGCCCAUGAAUGGCAGCAGCUCAUCUCGGAGAAGGUCCAGGCAGUCAGACCUGUUUGCCAUGACAACGAGCAGCAGCGCCUGGUGUCUGACAGUAUUCAGAAUGCCAGGUUUCCUGCUCCUAUGACGCCAUCUUCAUCUCCAUCACCAUCUGGACUCCAGUCUUCUGAAGCACAAGUAUCUCUUCAGUCUAACUAUGAGAACCUGAAGAGGCCGACAACCCUACAGCUGUUUGCACCUUGCAGUCAGGACUAUAUUAAAUCUGCUGUGCUGCACAAGCUUAUAGAACAGAACAACUGGCAGGCCUUCACAUUUGUCCUGACGAGAACUGCCUUUCAAGCGUACCCCACUGAGGGCCAGGACUCUGUGCCUCGCCCUGCUUUCCAGUAUCAGCUUCCAUCCUGUUUGGCUGUGCAGUCAGAGUCUGAGCCGAAGAUGAAAGCAUCCCUAAAUGAUCAAGGGGACUGCUUCAAGUUAGUGUUUCCCAAUGAGGUGCUUCGACUUAAGGCUGAGGAUCAGCAGAAAGCGAAAGAGUGGGUGGAGGUGCUACAGGAAGUGGUGGCUGCACAGUGGCCCGCACUGGAAGACAAGGGUCACUCUGGAGAAGACCUGAAUAACCUACAAGGCGUGCAGCUGAGAACAAAAUCAUCAAGAGAGGCAAGGCAGCAAGUGACCUCCAGAGUCAAGAGGCAGUCUGUCACCACCAGCUUCCUCAGUAUUCUCACUUGUUUAGCAGUGGAGAAGGGUCUCACUGCCCAGGGCUUCAGGUGCGCAGGCUGCCAGCGUCCAGUGGGACUUUCCAAAGGAAAGGCCAAGGUCUGUUAUUACAGUGGCUGGUACUACUGCCAGAACUGCCAUGACGACAACUCCUUCCUCAUACCUGCUCGCCUGCUGCACAACUGGGACAUCAGCAAGCACAAGGUGUCCAAACAGGCCAAGGAGUUCUUGGAGUUUGUAUACGAGGAGCCCCUCCUAGAUGUCCAGCAGCUGAACCCUUGCCUGUAUGAGCACUGUGAGCCUCUCAGCACGGUGCUUCGUCUCCGGCAGCAGCUCCAGUCCCUGCGUGCCUACCUGUUCAGCUGCCGAGCAAUGGUUGCAGAGGACUUGAGACGGAGAAUCUUUCCUCGAGAAUACCUGCUGCUGCAUAUCCAUCUGUACUCCAUAGCUGACUUGCAGCAGGUGAUCGAUGGAAAACUGGCUCCAUUCCUGUCGAAGGUGAUCAAGUUUGCUAGCUCUCAUGUCUUUAACUGCAGCCUCUGUCGGGAGAAAGGCUUCUUCUGUGAACUUUGCCACAACGGACAAGUCCUGUAUCCCUUCCAGGAGAAUGUAACCAAGAGGUGUGAGGGCUGUGGUGCAGUUUUCCACACCGUGUGCCGGCAGAAAGCCCAGCCGUGUCCCCGCUGUGUCCGCCGGGAACUUCACCACAAGAAUCCAUCGUCUCUCUGGCCCCCGGAUGAUGACAGUCUGUGCUGUUUUCAGCUUCCCUACCAUGACACCUUCGAUGCCUGACAUCCACCGCAGUAUUAGACAGUAGACUCCACACACACAGUGGAGAGAGAGAGAGAGAGAGAGAGCGUCCCCGGGUCUGUAGAUCCAGACAUAUCUGGGGCGCUGCAGGAGACCUGCCGUCACCUCUCAUACUCAUUGUAAUCCUCAUGCUUCUCCUCCUCCUCCACUCACUGGACCCAAGGCACAUUUGUGUAAAUAUUUUUGAGAAAAGUCUCUUGUAAAUGAUUUGCUUCAUGUCACCGUCUGACCCACAAAUGUAGCACCAGAUUGCAGUCGGGCACCGAUUUAAGAGCGAUACCAGAAAUCUUCUCAGGGAGUGCUGUGGCAGUGAUGUCAUGUUUGUGUGCCGAUGAAUAUGUCAAGUUUGCAGCUAACAUGAACAUGUCGGAUGGCUUCUGCCUGCAUGACAUCAUCCCUUCAUCUCACUUGAUGUUCACUUUCUGGAAGCAUAAAACACACCGAGUCAGAAGGUGAUUUUCUUUUGCUGAAUCCCCAAAUGCCAUUAUUUUAACAUCGUGUUAUUUAUGAUAAUUUCAUGUCAUACGGUGCUAAUUUUGUAUUGAUAAAAGCUGCUGGACACACCCAAGUUCAAUAAAAAUGUGAUAAAAGAAAACCUGGGAGGAUGUGUGCUCACCCUUUUGCUCUGUCGGCAUAAAUAGGCUGAUGUUCCUGAUUCACCUGAACCGGAUUUCAUUUAGGUAAAAAACACUCUAAAUCUCCAAGUUCAUGUUCAGUACGGCAACACCUGCAACCUCCCCGAGUUCCUUCUAAAAUGCAGGGUAGGUGAGUAGAUGUGACUGGACUCUCCGCUAUUGGACCGGCCUGUACUAAACGAAAGAUUCCA
Molecule: messenger RNA, 3654 nt
Organism: Synchiropus splendidus (mandarinfish)
Lineage: Eukaryota; Metazoa; Chordata; Actinopteri; Syngnathiformes; Callionymidae
Gene: plekhm3
Product: pleckstrin homology domain containing, family M, member 3
Exons: 8
Coding region: 501-2810 (769 amino acids)
Source: RefSeq, a predicted model, not a curated record